Messenger RNA from Corticium candelabrum, 2395 nucleotides. RefSeq names its product mitochondrial proton/calcium exchanger protein-like. Lineage: Eukaryota; Metazoa; Porifera; Homoscleromorpha; Homosclerophorida; Plakinidae. Gene Ontology annotation, cellular component: mitochondrial inner membrane. Gene Ontology annotation, biological process: intracellular monoatomic cation homeostasis. The record is from RefSeq and is a predicted model, not a curated record. Gene Ontology annotation, molecular function: calcium ion binding; ribosome binding. The transcript is spliced from 13 exons. Bases 35 to 2176 code for a protein of 713 amino acids.
UCCGAGUCUGUACACGCGAACUCGGCGUGUCGACAUGUCUUCAAGUGUCAACACAGUCAUUAUUCUUACCCCACGAUUCGGUCUACGACACGCAGUACGGUCAACGCGUCAAUACAGCCAACGCGUAAUCUCCCGAACUUCUUUCAGAGCGUCAAGUAUUACAAGUUCUAUUUUUACUCGAAAUUCUUUGUUACUAUGGCAACAUGGAGUUUAUAGUCCCCGUAUUAUUGUUUCAUGUUUUUUGGCUACCGAUUCACCUAUUAAUCAUACUUCCGCACGUAGUCAGAAGGAAUCGAAUUCGUUGAGUUUGCACGGACGAAUCAUUUCGAGACCACUAGACACCUCUCCGGUGUUGUCAGGUCCGAAAACUGCGAUUGGAGAAUCGAAAUCGACAGUUGAACAGGCGAUAGAGAGUAUCAAAGCGAAAAAGUCGAAGACAAGUGUGGACAAAACGGAGGUUGUGGCGAAGAAGAGUGUGUGGGAGAGAGUGAAGCAUGAAGCUCUUCAUUAUUACAACGGAUUCAAGUUGUUGUUCUAUGAUGUUAAGAUAUCGUCUCGAUUGCUGUGGAAAUCGAUGAAAGGACAGACACUGACGAGACGAGAACGGAAGCAGUUUAUUAGGACCGUAUCGGAUCUUUUUCGGCUUGUGCCGUUUUCUGUCUUUAUUAUUGUUCCAUUCAUGGAGUUUCUUCUACCUGUGGUAUUAGCCAUUUUCCCUAGUAUGUUACCUAGCACGUUUCAGACAACAAUAAAGAAGAAGGAACGCAAGCAAAAGGAGUUGAAAGUUAAACUUGAGAUGGCAAAAUUUCUUCAGGAAACUGUGGAGGAGAUGGCAGUUGAAUCAAAGACGGGAAAAAGGCAGCAAGUUGUCACAGACUUGGCAAAGUUUUUUGAAAAGGUGCGUACCACAGGAGAGGAGAUCGCCACAGACGAUUUACUACAGUUUUCUAAAUUAUUUGAAGAUGAGCUAACUCUCGACAAUCUCACUCGCCCACAACUCAUUGCACUAUGUAAAUUACUUCUCUUACAACCAGUUGGCACAAGCAACUUUCUCAGAUUUCAACUCAAACUGAAGCUGCGACACCUAGAGGCUGAUGACAGGCUGAUAAUGAAGGAGGGUGUGGCGUCGUUGACUAAAUCGGAGCUUCAGGCGGCGUGUCAAGCUCGUGGCAUGAGAGCCAUCGGGAUGUCUGAACAUAGACUGAGAUCGCAGCUCAGCCAGUGGCUUGACUUGCAUCUCAAAGAGCAAGUGCCAACGUCGCUGCUGCUGUUGUCGAGGGCUCUCUACUUGCCGGAGAAGCUACCGCCGGAAGAUCAACUGAAAGUGGUACUGUCAACAUUGCCGGAAGAAAUGGUUGAGGAGGCUGAAAUAAAGGCUAAAGACAUAGAAGGAGCAGCUGUGGACAACAGAAAGCGAUUGGAAGUUGUCAUGAAGCAAGAAGAGAGAAUCAAGGAGGAAGAGGAAGAAGAGAAGACCAAAGAGAUCAAGAAAGAAGAAGCCAAAUCGGCAACAACUGCAGAGCAGGAAGAACUCAAAGACGUGGCUCCUGUUUUGACUCCAUCAGUUGGUGUUGCUGUUUUGUCAGCAUCUUCUGUUGAAACCUCUGCAGACGAAGUCGUAUUGUCCAAAGAAGAUCUUCGUGAUAUCAGUGAUGUUGUGUCAUCUCUUAAAAAGCCACUGUCCGGAGAAGAGAUCUCGCUCGAGGAGCUGAAAGAAGACAGAGAGGAAUUUCAGAGUGAUGUAGCUGACUUGAAGGCUGAGUGUAGUUCUGUAUCACCUGAUGAACAAUUAGAGGAAUCAGUCUCUGCAUCGCGUGUUGGAAGGCGAGUUGACCACAUGAUCAAUGAAAUUGAUUCCACUCUGAAGCAACUUCGACAGCAAGUGGAGGAGCAAGACACAACUGUUGCAGUAGGUGACAUAGUGACAACGAAAGACCUAGCAAAUGCUAUUAGAAUAACAAAGAAAACAUCAGAUGAGAAGAAGAUUCAGCGGAUAUGUGAAGUGCUGGAUGAUGACAAGGAUGGUUCACUGAGAGUGAAUGAUGUGAUUAAGGUAAUCGAAUUGAUUGCUCGCGAGGAUACUGACCUCAAAGCUGCACAAGUCUCCAGCAUGAUGGCUUUACUGAAGAAAGAAAAUCAAGUCAAUACCAAAAGUUUACAAGGGAAAAGCCCAUGAUGUGCAAGUUUCAUUUGUAUCUAUUUUGUGAAGAUGAUUAAUAUGUAAUGUCGGUGUUGCAAUCAAAUGUAAUAGAUAUACGUAUUUAUUACUAACCCCUCUGAAUGGUAGCACAGACUGAAAACAUGGAUCACAUAUGGAUGACACUGGACAAAUUGAGAUAGAUCUAGAGUUACUUGUAAUAUGCGAUUUUCAAUACACACAACAUUGUUUAUCAAU